AUGGUUGUUGGCCUGUAUGCAAUGAAGAAAGGGUUUGACUACUACGUUAGGAAGUCCGGUACUGAUAUUUGGUACGUCACAUGUAAGGAUACAGAUUGUGGGUGGAGAUUAAGAGCGAAGAAGAACAUACUUUCUAACAUGUUUGAGGUGAGUACAUUUCAUAAUGUACAUACAUGUUCCCUUGAUCUUCGAGGAAAAGAUAACCGUCAAGCAUCACCUUUGAUAGUUGCCCAUCUAAUUAAGGAUAAGUUCGCAACUGACGGCUCGGAUCACUUGGCCUCUGAUAUAAGAAAAAGUAUCCACAAGGAUUAUGGGAUCCAAAUGAGUUAUGAAAAGGCAUGGAGGUGCAGAGAGAAGGCACUACACCUAGCUCGGGGUACACCUGAAGAUUCGUACUCGAAAUUACCUAGUUACUUGCACAUGCUACAGUUGAGAAAUCCUGGUACCAUCACGAAUUUUGUGGUAGAAGAUGGUCGCUUCAAGUAUUGUUUCUUCUCUCUGGGUCCUUCUAUUCGGGGGUUUAGAUUUUGUCGACCUGUUGUAUGCGUUGAUGGGUCUUUCUUGAAGACUAGGUAUGGUGGGCAAAUGUUGUGUGCAGUGGCUUUGGAUGUAGGGAGUCAUAUCUUUCCGAUAGCUUUUGCUAUAGUUGACAAUGAAAACCACAAUUCCUGGACCUAUUUUAUGAGAAAAUUGAAAGAAACGAUUGGUGAUGUUGAGAACUUAGCCUUUGUUUCGAAUAGGCAUCAAAGCAUUGUUCGUGCUUUGGAUAUCGUGUUCCCUGAUGCACACCACGGUGCAUGCUACCACCAAUUUAUUAUGAACGUCAGCCACAAGUUCAAGACUGACAUCUUCACGAAUCACAUUUACACGUGUGCCUACACGUAUUCAAGAUCAGAGUAUCACAGAGAAUUUGAGAACAUUCAGGCAAUGAAUGCUACGGUUGCACAAUAUCUUGAGGAAAUUGGAUUUGAAAAAUGGGUCCGGUCGUACUUUCCAGGGGUACGUUACAAUGUAAUGACGAGCAACUGGGCUGAGAGCUUCAACAACACAACUAAGGAUGCAAGAGGCUUCCCGAUCACUACUGCUGUAGCAUUCCUGAGGUCCAGAGUCCAAAAGUGGUUUGCUUCACGAAAAGAAAAAGCUGACAAGUGGACGAAACCCCUAGCACUAGAAAUGGAGGAGGACUUGACAUUGCAUUUUGAAAAAGGUCGGUAUUUGAACGUUGACUCAUGCGAACCUUACACGUUGCAGGUUCACUCUGGAGGAACAGUUCUGACCGGUGGCGUAGUGGACUUGCAGGAGCAUACUUGCACUUGCGGCUUGUUCCAGUGCAUGAAGUUUCCUUGUCCUCAUGCAUGUGCUGCAUCUCAGGAGCGAAGUAUUAGCGCGUACACACUAUGCUCGCCAUAUUACACGACUGAAUAUUGGAGGAGGACAUCUGAAGGAACAAUUAUGCCAGUUGGUGACGAGGAUGAUUGGGAAUUGCUUGAUGACAUAAAGAACUGUGUACAGAACAUGUCAUCAUCAUCCGGUUUGUAA
Cannabis sativa is the source of this 1539-nucleotide messenger RNA. RefSeq lists its product as uncharacterized. Lineage: Eukaryota; Viridiplantae; Streptophyta; Magnoliopsida; Rosales; Cannabaceae. The coding region runs from base 1 to 1539 and encodes 512 amino acids. The record is from RefSeq and is a predicted model, not a curated record. Gene Ontology annotation, molecular function: zinc ion binding. The transcript is spliced from 2 exons.